CGGGGCGUCGUGAGCGCCAGCUGAGGUAGCUGCGCGAUGAAUAGUAAACAAACUAGUAUUCACACAACAAAGCACUCGUAAACUGCAGCUAAUAAGUUUAAAAUUUUCUCGCCAACACCUGCAGAGUGGACGGUUCAAGUAAAAACGUUUGUCAUUAGCGUUUAUACACGAUGCAGUUUCCGUUCACUGUCGCUUCUUUUGUGGUCGAAGAUUCUUUUUUAAACUUCGUCACUUUGGAUUGAAGCUGUGCCCCCGGCGUCUGACUCUACUGUCAGGUCCCGCGAAAGCUCAGCAACUUUCGACGUCUUAUUUCUCAAGAAAAACAUCCUGCAACAUCAACUUUAAUUAUGUGGUACAGCGUUACGUCGCGACUGCCCUGCCGAGCUGCGGCAGCGGGAUACCGCCUUUGUCAGACCACGGCAGCAAAGCCCGAGUGCGGCUCGCGACAGCCGCGACUGUACGGGCAGCCGACGGCAGCCACGCAUCCGCACCUACUUCGCGAAGACGAGCUUACUCCUGGCCUGACGCGCCAAGAGUUCGCAGACAGGCGGCACAAGCUCAUCGAUGAUAUUUUCCAGUUGUGUGCCAUCUCUGGGUCGCCGGGAACCAGGACGACAAAGAACCACGCAGUUGUCGUCCUCUCAGCAACCAAGGCGUACAUGUCUGACAAGAUACCCUAUCCAUUUCGUCAGAACUCGGACUUCUUGUACCUAACUGGCUUUCAAGAACCAGACAGUGCCCUGGUGAUUCACGCAAGCACGGAUCAGCAAGAACCAAAGUCGGUCAUGUUCGUUCCACAGCGGGAUGUACAUGCAGAGCUUUGGGACGGGCCAUGUGCUGGUCCUCAUGGGGCUGUAGAUCUUCUGGGUGUAGACGCUGCUUACGAAAUGGGGGAGCUUGAAAGCUAUGUUGGAAAGUUGCUGAAAGCCAAGUACCCUACAACCCUCUGGUAUGACAAUGCACCCAGUCGACCCAAAGCAAGUGGUGUCCUCAGGCAGCUUGCCGACAGUUACAAGAGCAAUGUGGCUGUGGAGUCCCCUCGUUUACUCAUCCAGAAGAUGCGACUGAUCAAGUCGGAGGCGGAACAGCAGCUCAUGAAGCAAACCUGCCAGGUGGCAUGCGAAGCCAUGACUGAGGUGAUGCGAGCAUCUCACACGGGUGUGACGGAAGCACAGUUGCACUCAAAAAUGGAGUUUGAGUGCCGCAUACGUGGUGCCCAACGACUUGCUUAUCCACCAGUUGUUGCUGGAGGCACACGGGCAAACAUCAUUCACUACGUGGCCAACGACCAGCGUGUGCUGGGUGGUGAACUUGUGCUAAUGGAUGGAGGAUGUGAACUUCAUGGCUACACCAGCGACUUGACACGAACAUGGCCCGUAAAUGGCCAGUUUGAGUCCGGCCAGCGGGAGUUAUACGAACUGCUCUGGGAUGUCCAGCAGCUACUGCUGCGAAAAUUAGAAGGGCCAAUGUCACUUGACGCCCUGUUUCACGUCAUGUGUGCCCAACUCGGACAUCGGCUACGUGAAGCUGGCAUUCUGUCACCACACACUCCAGACACCGAGCUUGUGCAGGAAGCCCACAAACUGUGUCCACACCAUGUGGGCCACUACUUGGGUAUGGAUGUACACGAUACGCCCCUUAUUCCUCGCAGCCUGCGUCUUGCUCCAGGUUCUGUGCUCACUGUGGAGCCAGGUAUCUACAUACCAGAGAGCAACACUAAAGUCGCGGAAAAAUUUCGUGGAAUGGGCAUGCGCAUAGAAGAUGACGUACUCAUGACCAGCAGCGGACCACAAGUGCUGACUGAGGGUUGUGCCCGUGAACCAGACCUGCUAGAGAAACUUUCGAGUGGUUUCCCCUCUUCCGAGGCGAAGGGAUGAGCGCGGCAUUCAAGACUCUUUUGAGGUGUGUCUGCUCUGGGAAGAUGCCCAGUAGGACUCGUAGAAUUUGACGGACUCUGGAGAGAUACGUGGCUGGACAAGUUUCAGCGCAGCUUCCAGGUGCCGACCCUCGACACACGUGGCAUUGAUGUCUUCCUCCAGGGCGAGCAGCGCUGCUUCUUGGCAUACAGCCACGACCUGUUGAGUGACACAUUCACAUUCACUUGCCGAACAUUCACCUGUGCCAGUGUACCGUUUUUAGGCUAGGACAAAGACUACAGAACUGCCCCUUAGUUAUGAAGCAAAAGUGUUGUCAUAGAGGGAGCAUCGAUGUGUUAACAGGAAAGGCGGUGCAACAGUUAUUCAAAAAGAGCACGCCAAAACGCAGUGAGCUGCAGCAGAGACUGUGGGCGGAUAGUGUGACAAUCGCCGUGCCAACGUCUUCCACCAGCAGCCCCGAGUAGGGCCUUUUACAAAUGCACUAGCGGUGUCCUUGGUAGCUGAUGUUAUUGCCAAACUUAGGCAUGUGUAAUUUACCAUAUGGAAGCUACCUUAUUUAGCUGUUGGCAGAGAUGUGCACCAUUCAAGCAUAAAAGAAGUAUGCCUAAAGGUGCUUUUAUCCUUCCUAUUGUGCAACUUGACAAUGUAUUGCAACAGGUGUGGCAGGAGUCAAAGGUAUGGUAGCACUUUUUCAGUGUCUGGGAGUUGAUCAGACGCAUAGUGCCAAAUGCUGCCACAAAAGCUUUACCCUGUGCUUCAGCUAGUGGCCAGAUUAAUUGUAGAGUGUAUCUUCAGCACAUCUUCAAAUUUUAGUAUACUGCUUCUCCAUGUUCUCAUACUGUGCCUUUUAAAAAAACUGCAUUUUUGCAAAGGAAUAAAGGCGACAUUUUUUCAGGC
Rhipicephalus sanguineus (brown dog tick) is the source of this 2774-nucleotide messenger RNA. RefSeq names its product xaa-Pro aminopeptidase 3. NCBI's taxonomy places the organism in Eukaryota, Metazoa, Arthropoda, Arachnida, Ixodida, Ixodidae. Bases 348 to 1877 code for a protein of 509 amino acids. Gene Ontology annotation, molecular function: manganese ion binding; metalloaminopeptidase activity. The record is from RefSeq and is a predicted model, not a curated record. The transcript is spliced from 5 exons. Gene Ontology annotation, cellular component: mitochondrion.